This is a messenger RNA of Malaclemys terrapin pileata, 7237 nucleotides long. RefSeq names its product WASH complex subunit 4 (gene WASHC4). The transcript is spliced from 29 exons. The record is from RefSeq and is a predicted model, not a curated record. Bases 16 to 2958 code for a protein of 980 amino acids. NCBI's taxonomy places the organism in Eukaryota, Metazoa, Chordata, Testudines, Emydidae. Gene Ontology annotation, cellular component: WASH complex; endosome. Gene Ontology annotation, biological process: endosomal transport; endosome organization.
CCGGUCGCUGCUGCCAUGGCGCUGGAGACCCUCUCCCCGGACUGGGACUUCGACCGCUUCGACGACGGCUCGCAGAAAAUUCAUGCUGAAGUACAGUUGAAGAAUUAUGGGAAAUUUCUUGAGGAAUAUACUUCUCAGCUGAGGAGAAUAGAAGAUGCAUUGGAUGACUCAGUUGGAGAUGUUUGGGACUUCAAUCUUGAUCCUAUAGCAUUAAAGCUUUUGCCCUAUGAACAGUCUUCCCUGCUGGAGCUCAUAAAUACAGAAAACAAGGUUCUGAACAAAGUAAUAACUGUGUAUGCUGCCCUUUGCUGUGAAAUCAAGAAGUUAAAAUAUGAGGCGGAAACUAAAUUUUAUAAUGGCCUCUUGUUUUAUGGAGAAGGAGCCACAGAUUCCAGCAUGGUGGAAGGUGAUUCCCAAAUACAGAUGGGAAGAUUUAUUUCAUUUUUACAGGAGCUGUCUUGUUUUGUUACACGGUGCUAUGAAGUGGUGAUGAAUGUAAUUCAUCAGCUGGCUGUUCUCUAUACCAGCAACAAGAAUGCACCUAAAAUUAUAGAGACAUCAGGAGUUCAUUUCCAGACUAUGUAUGAGCAUCUAGGAGAGCUGCUGACAGUCUUACUCACGCUGGAUGAAAUAGUUGACAAUCAUGCCACUCUGAAAGACCACUGGACCAUGUACAAAAGGCUACUAAAAUCUGUCCAUCACAACCCUUCAAAGUUUGGGAUUCAGGAAGAUAAACUGAAGCCAUUUGAGAAGUUGUUAUUAAAAUUGGAAGGCCAGUUACUUGAUGGGAUGAUAUUCCAGGCCUGUAUAGAACAACAGUUUGACUCUCUCAAUGGAGGAGUGGCUGUCUCGAAGAAUAGCACUUUUGCCGAAGAGUUUGCACAUAGUAUUCGCACAAUUUUUGCAAAUGUUGAAGCUAAACUUGGUGAACCCUCAGAAAUUGACCAGAGAGAUAAGUACGUAGGAAUUUGUGGUCUCUUUGUACUGCAUUUUCAGAUUUUUCGGACAGUAGACAAGAAAUUUUACAAAUCGUUACUGGACAUUGGCAAAAAGGUGCCAGCCAUCACAUUAACUGCUAAUAUUAUUUGGUUUGCUGAUAACUUUCUGAUCCAGAAAAUGCCAGCUGCUGCCAAACUUCUGGAUAGGAGAAGCCAUCAUGCGAUUAAAACUCAAAGGGAGAAUUUUCUACAACAGAAGGCUCAGUUACUUACCAAAGAGAUGCAGUCAUAUUAUGUCUUUGUGAGCUCAUGGAUGACAAAAAUGGAAUCUAUCUUGUCUAAGGAACAGCGGAUGGAUAAGUUUGCUGAAGACCUUUCUAACAGAUGUAAUGUCUUUAUACAGGGUUUUCUUUAUGCUUACAGCCUUAGCACCAUCAUUAAAACCACAAUGAAUCUCUACAUGUCAAUGCAAAAACCUAUGACCAAAACCUCAGUGAAAGCAUUAUGCAGACUUGUGGAACUUCUCAAGGCAAUAGAACAUACAUUUUAUAGAAGAAGUAUGGUUGUGGCAGAUUCUGUGACACACAUAACUCAGCAUCUCCAGCAUCAGGCGCUUAACUCUAUUUCUAUAGCCAAGAAAAGAGUAAUUUCUGACAAAAAAUACAGUGAACAGCGCUUGGAUGUGCUCUCUGCUCUGGUAUUGGCUGAGAAUACCCUGAACGGGCCAAGUACAAAACAGAGGCGCCUUAUUGUUUCCCUUGCACUGAGUGUGGGCACACAGAUGAAAACAUUUAAAGAUGAAGAGCUGCUUCCCCUCCAAGUAGUUAUGAAAAAACUGGACUUAAUCAGUGAACUUAAGGAGCGCGUCCAAACACAGUGUGAUUGUAGCUUCUUGUACUGGCAUCGAGCAGUCUUCCCAAUUUAUUUAGAUGAUGUGUAUGAAAACGCAGUUGAUGCAUCUAGAUUGCAGUACAUGUUUAGUGCAUUACGGGACUGUGUUCCUGCUAUGAUGCAUUCAAGACACUUGGAGUCCUGUGAGGUACUUCUGGAGUGCUAUGACAAAGAAAUCAUGGAAGUUUUAAAUGAGCACUUGCUGGACAAAUUGUGUAAAGAAAUAGAAAAGGAUCUACGUCUUUCUGUGCACACACACUUAAAGCUUGAUGACAGAAAUCCUUACAGAGUUGGGAUGAAGGAUCUGGCCCACUUUUUCUCUCUGAACCCAAUUCGAUUUUUCAAUCGGUUCAUUGACAUCAAAGUUUAUGUAACACACUACCUAGACAAGACCUUCUACAACCUAACAACUGUAGCUCUUCAUGACUGGGCCACAUACAGUGAAAUGAGGAAUUUAGCAACUCAGCGCUAUGGCUUAAUUAUGACAGAAGCACAUCUUCCCAGUCAGACUUUAGAACAGGGUCUGGAUGUUUUGGAAAUCAUGAGAAAUAUUCAUGUGUUUGUAUCUCGCUACCUCUACAAUCUCAAUAAUCAGAUCUUCAUUGAGAGAACUAGUAAUAAUAAGCAUUUGAACACUAUCAAUAUCCGGCACGUUGCUAAUUCAAUUCGAACUCAUGGCACAGGAAUCAUGAACACAACAGUUAAUUUCACUUACCAGUUUCUGAGGAAAAAGUUCUAUAUCUUUAGCCAGUUCAUGUAUGAUGAACAUAUCAAAUCCAGACUGAUCAAAGAUAUCCGAUUCUUCAGGGAAGUCAAGGAUCAAAAUGAUCAUAAGUAUCCCUUUGAGAGAGCAGAGAAGUUCAACCGGGGCAUCAGAAAACUUGGAAUAACGCCUGACGGACAAAGUUACCUUGACCAAUUCAGGCAGCUCAUAAGUCAGAUAGGCAAUGCAAUGGGCUAUGUGCGAAUGAUAAGAUCUGGUGGACUUCACUGCUGUAGUAGUGCAAUUAGGUUUGUUCCUGACCUUGAAGAUAUUGUUAAUUUUGAGGAACUAGUGAAAGAAGAAGGACUCUCAGAAGAAACACAAAAAGCAGCAAGAGAGACUUUAAAAACAAACCCGCUUCACUAAUCCUAUUCCAAGGCCUGUUCAGAUAUCAUUGAGGACUCUGGGGAAAGCACCACCUGGCCACCUUGGCUUGUGUAGUGGAAGGAAUGGAGGAAAAUGAGCAUUUUCCAUUUGGAACACACUGGUGAAAUGUGUAGGAGGAAACCAUUGCUUUCAACUAUAUUGGGCUCUUCUCAAAAGUAUUCUCUCAUACAGAGAAUAGCAAUAGCUGGUGGUGGCCUAUCUGAACCACAUUUGCUAAAAUGUGUUCUGAACACUGAUGUAUUUUAAGUGAUUCACGCUUAGAUUUCUGUUGGUUUUCUUUCCUUGUUUAGAGGCAUCAGAGUGUGACCAGCAAUGGGUACAGGGAAUAUCUCAAUUGGCAAAACUUUCUGAUAGUCAUCUUUCAAAGCCUGUCUUAAAACUGAACCUUAAACUAUUCUUUUGGGGCUAUGGAUGGGAAACAAGCAAAUCUUCUGCUUUAUAGCCGUUACCUGCUGCUAAAAUAAGCUCCUUCUUGUUCUAAGUCUAUGGAUAUAACUGUAUUCUGCUCACCUAUUAGCUGGCUAUAGAUCCAGAUAAAAUAACAUGAGCUUUCUUUAUCAUUUCUGCUGUGAGCAAAUACUAGAUUUGUCACUUCAUCCAGGUGGAAAUUCUGAGUUAAACAGAGUGGUGUUUUGAGGAGGUCGAGGAAAGUUUUACCAUGUUGCCAUAGAGUUCCACAACCUUUCGUGCAGUCACGCUUGCUAUACAGGUCUGGCUUAAUUCCUUGCUAUAUGCUUUCUGAUUUGAGAUGUAAACUAAUAAAACUUUGCACUCGUUUUCUCACUACUUCUUUGUCAUUGAAGGGAGCUGUCUUUGCUUGGAGUGAAUCUCUAGAAAACGUAUUCCCAUAAUUCUGAACUUUUUAAGAGUGGAUACGUAUAAUUUUCUGUUAUCCAGCUUCUUUCUGCAUUCACCAGUAAUGGUUAAUACCCCACACUUAUAGAAUUUGGAGGCAGUCCAGUGUUGCUGCUGGAGGCUCCAGGACUAAGCCUAGCCCUUCAGCUCAGGCCUCUAGAUUUUCUGUCUCCAGCAAUGGAACAAGUUGGUGGUUCGGUUUCCUAUUACCUUCUUUCUUCAUGCAGCAGCAAUUUAUCUUCCUUCUCUUCCUCUUCUUCCCCCGGAUUGAGUAUUUGACAGUGAGAUGGUUUCAACCACCAAGCUCCACCAACGAAGCACCCUCCUCUCCAGGACACCUCUGCCCCAUUCAGGCAUGGCAGAGCUAUCCUGAAAACAGCAGACUAAAUCUAAGCCGGGUUUUCCAUGCGAGGCACCAUUUACAGGCUCUUCAGAGGGCAAAUUAUGUCCUGCCUGUUCUCUGUCAGGGCAUGGGGCUCAGACUGGACCGGUAUGUCAGGUCCCCCCAUCCCAAGAGCUGCAACUCUAAUGCAGAGUCUAAGGAUGGGGAGGAUGCUAUCCAGUCAGCUUGGGGUAAGUCCUCCCAACAGAUGGGAGGGAAGGAGAGAAACAACCUGCCCUCCCUCUUCCCCCCCCUCCCCAAUGAUCCCAAAGUCCCAUCCUCCAGAUACUGAAAUGGAUCCUCUGCUCCCUGGGGAAAGAAGUGGGGCUCCUACACCAUUCCCCUUCCUUCCACUAGGAAUUGGGGCAAUUUCCUGGUACUCGGGUAGAUCUAGCAAACCCUGAGAUUCUGGAAUCCCAAAAAUCAAAAGCUAGCAUCAGCUUUUGCAAGGCAGCAAUUAGUAUUACUGAACAAGUGGGGUGAAAAUCCAGGGUCAAACCCCCUCUCCUUUGACUUCACCACCCUGCUCCCUCGAGGGAGUGUUUGCUGGUGCUUUUCUCCUACACAGAAUCUCUCAGUGUUCUGUAUCAAGCUAACUGCCCCUUUCCCACCCGACAGCAUGUCUGGCCCUGCAGAAAAGCCUGUCGUUCCCAGGAAGCCCUCCCUCAGAUUGCUGCAUAGUAGAAAUUUCAGUCCAAGGACCCUCACUCACAGCCAGGGAAAGGGGUGCAGAUUUCAGGCAGCAGCAGUAUGGGAAUUGUGCCUACUUAUCAUAGUAAUAAAACCUUGCUCUGCCAGGGAAAGGGGUUUUCUCUCUCCCUCUCUUGCUCCCUGUCCCCCUCCGCUGGCUGGCUGCUCAUUAAAGUGUAAGGAGUACUUCAGGCAGCCUGUGACCAGAACAGAGGCUUCUGAGGAUUCUGCUCCCCAUGAAGUUGCACCAUUAUGGGAUUACAGAGGGGUAAGUGAGAAAUUCCUUCCCAGGUUCAAAAUGAUCCUGUUACUGAGUAAAGCCCUGAGUGGUACGGGGCUGCUCCGACAGUACUUACUUGGGAGCUAGCCAGCCUUGGGGAGCAGGCAGGCAACCUUUCAUGCAGACAUCUAAAAAGUGACUUCUACAAUCGAGGUUUGAGUGGUCCUCAGACCAGGAUACGCAGCAUGUUAUCUUCCACCUGUAAACUGCCAGGGGAAGUACCACACAUGCACUACCGAAAAACAAACAAAAACAAAAUUAAAAAAACCCCAACCAAACAGAACAAAUCUGCAGGACUUUUCCAGGCCAGGAUGCUAGUGGCUUGCAAGGUACUUUUAAAUAUCAUCCCUUUCAAGCAUUUUGAAAUAGAUUAUUUUCUGUAGAUGUCUCCUUUGAGGCCAUCAUAAGAUCCAAAUGAGGACAGACUACUGAUUUGAAACCAAAUAUUAAGCUAAAAUUUUGUUCUAACCCUUAGCCAUCCCUUUGGAAGUUGGUGGCAUACAUGGACAUUCCUAGCACUCUAAAGAUAUAUCUCAAGCAUAUGGAGUACAAAAGCCAAGGGUACCCUGUUCAGCUCACUCUGUCCAAAAUGCCAAGGCUCUAGGGCCUUAAAGUUGCUGCAGGCAAGAUGUUAGAAUUCUGCACCAGUUGGCAUGCUAGGAAUCUGGGAAACUAUUCACAGAAGUCUCUUGGAGUAUUGGGGAAAAUGUGUGUGACGGAUUGAAUCACAGAAACCCCCUUGGGAGCUGUCAACUGAUGUGCCAAGACUACUACUGCCCCUACUUUGCCAGCCAGCUCGGGACCCCUGCACUCUGUCUUGUUGAGCCAGACAUGCCAGUCUGCUCCAACACAGACCCAGGGUCUGAAUUACUUGCCCCAAAGCUGCAGACUUGACUGAAAGCAGCUAACAGAAAUGUUCUUAUCUUUAACACUCAGAUGCCCAACUACCAAUGGGGUCUAAAACCCAAAUACAUCCGUUUUACCCUGUAUAAAGCUUAUACAAGGUAAACUCAUAAAUUGUUUGCCCUCUAUAACACUGAUAAAGAGAGAUGCACCACUGUUUGCCGCCCCAGGUAUUAAUACAUACUCUGGGUUAAUAAGUAAAAAGGGAUUUUAUUAAAAAUAGAAAGUAGGAUAUAAGUGGUUCCAAGUAGUAACAGACAGAACAAAGUGAAUUACCAAGCAAAAUAAAAUAAAACACGCAAAUCUCUGUCUAAUACAAUAUACAAUAUGAUGGGGGCUAAUUUAGCUACAACAAGUCAGGAAAAAGAUCUUGGAGUCAUCGUGGAUAGUUCUCUGAAGAUGUCCACGCAGUGUGCAGAGGCGGUCAAAAAAGCAAACAGGAUGUUAGGGAUCAUUAAAAAGGGGAUAGAGAAUAAGACGGAGAAUAUAUUAUUGCCCUUAUAUAAAUCGAUGGUACGCCCACAUCUCGAAUAUUGUGUACAGAUGUGGUCUCCUCAUCUAAAAAAAGAUAUACUGGCACUAGAAAAGGUUCAGAAAAGGGCAACUAAAAUGAUUUGGGGUUUGGAACGGGUCCCAUAUGAGGAGAGAUUAAAGAGGCUAGGACUCUUCAGCUUGGAAAAGAGGAAACUAAGGGGGGAUAUGAUAGAGGUAUAUAAAAUCAUGAGUGAUGUGGAGAAAGUAGAUAAGGAAAAGUUAUUUACUUAUUCCCAUAAUACAAGAACUAGGGGUCACCAAAUGAAAUUAAUAGGCAGCAGGUUUAAAUAAUAAAAGGAAGUUCUUCUUCACACAGCGCACAGUCAACCUGUGGAACUCCUUACCUGAGGAAGUUGUGAAGGCUACAACUAUAACAGUAUUUAAAAGAGAACUGGAUAAAUGCAUGGUGGUUAAGUCCAUUAAUGGCUAUUAGCCAGGAUGGGUAAGGAAUGGUGUCCCUAGCCUCUGUUUGUUUGUCAGAGGAUAGAGAUGGAUGGCAGGAGAGAGACUGUCAUUGCCUGUUGGUCCACUCCCUCUGGGGCACCUGGCAUUGGCCACUGUCGGCAGACAGGAUACUGGGCUAGAUGGACCUUUGGUCUGACCCGGUACGGCUG